AUGGGGAAGAAAAGCAAGACACAGUCGAAGGAUGUCGCCCAGUCCAGCAAGACAGAUGCCUCUUUACCUUUCCUCAGCGGAAGUGCCUCCAUUGACCCAACUCUGGCCUCACUGUUCGAGCAAAGUGCUGGCCCAGUGAAAACUCCUGUUCAGACAUUCAUUCCUCAAAGCAAGGAUGAGGGAGAAGACGAAGAAAACGACGAAGAAUUGUCCGAGUUAGAGGAGGACUCUGCCAUCGAGGAUGAUGAGGAUAUGCAAGAUGCCCCGGAAGACGCCAGUGAGCUCGACAGUACGCCGGUUCUGGAGACCCAGGCAGCUUCAAGCAAAAAGCGCAAGAGGGUUGCUGCGGAGGAAGUGGAGGAAACUUACAUGCGACGGAUAGCAAAGGAGGAGCAGAAGGAGGAGGAAAAGCGUCGUGCGGAGAAGGCGAAGAGACAAAAGGUGGAGGAAGAAAAGGAUGCCGAGAAAUCUGCGGAUGAGUCCGCGGAUGAUGACGAGGAGAGCUCGGAGGAUGAGGAAGAAAUUACCGUUCCCAAACAUGAGAGUCAAGGCGGCGACAAGGCAUCUACGGAACUCGAGAAGAGCAACCGUACCGUGUUCCUCGGCAAUGUCUCGAACGAGGCCAUCAAGUCCAAAUCGGGGAAGAAGACUCUGUUGAAACACCUGGCUUCGUUCCUCUCCACACUGCCAGAAUCUACAGGGCCUCACAAAGUGGAGUCGAUCCGUUUCCGCUCUGUGGCUUUUGCCAGUGGUGGAAAGGUGCCAAAACGAGCGGAUUUCGCUAGACGUGAUGUUUUGGAUGAUACUACGCCAAGCACGAAUGCGUAUGCCGUGUAUAGUACGAUCCAGGCGGCGCGCAAAGCUCCUGCUGCUUUGAAUGGUACAGUCGUGCUCGACCGCCAUCUCCGUGUCGACAGCAUUGCGCAUCCGUCCCCGGUCGACAACAAACGAUGCGUGUUCGUCGGCAAUCUGGACUUCGUGGACAACGAAACCAACCCAGACGACGACGAGAAGAAGAAAAAGAAGAGAUCAGUUCCUGCAGAUGUCGAAGAAGGCCUCUGGCGCACCUUCAAUGUUCAAACGAAGGGAUCCAAGGACAAGAGCUCAUCCAGGGGUAAUGUCGAAUCUGUUCGGGUGGUCCGUGAUCCUAUCACGCGUGUGGGAAAGGGAUUUGCCUAUGUCCAGUUUUACGAUGCCAACUGUGUAGAGCAGGCGCUUCUACUCGACGGCAAGAAGUUCCCACCCAUGCUGCCUCGCAAACUUCGUGUCACGCGGGCGAAGAAGAUCUCCAAGAAGCGUGACGGCCCUGAGACUUCUGCUAGAGACCGAAAACUCGGAGAAGCGUUCACGACUCUCCAAGGUCGCGCGGGCAAGCUGUUUGGCAAGGCUGGUGCGUCCCAGUUCAAGGCUGGAGAAAGAAGGUCGGUUGCCCAGAACUCGGUGGUCUUCGAAGGCCAUCGGGCCACCGAAGGGAGCGCAUCACGCAUCAAAGUGAAGACCAAGAGCCGUGGCUCCAAGGGCAAACCCAAGAAUCGGAGUGCCAAGCGAGCUGCGGCCUACCAGGCUGCUGGAGGACGUAAAGGAAAGAUUGCGGCGAAUGCAGCGAAAUAG
Messenger RNA from Aspergillus clavatus NRRL 1, 1611 nucleotides. RefSeq names its product rRNA-processing protein NOP12 (gene nop12). The record is from RefSeq and is a predicted model, not a curated record. The transcript has 2 exons. NCBI's taxonomy places the organism in Eukaryota, Fungi, Ascomycota, Eurotiomycetes, Eurotiales, Aspergillaceae. Gene Ontology annotation, molecular function: RNA binding. The coding region runs from base 1 to 1611 and encodes 536 amino acids.